AAACGCCAUAGAAGAGGAAGAAGAAGACGAAGAAGGAGAUUACGCUAACAAAAUUAGCUUGAUUCAUUAUUGUCUUGUGCACUGUGGUAAAAUUAAGAGAAACCGAUAUAUCUGCAACGUCCGGAAAGGCAACCGGUUUUCACUUGUACCAUACACGUGGCCCCGUCUGCCUGAAGCCUUGUUUAAAUGCUGCAUCUUCUGGACUGUUUUGAAUCCAGUUCCUGAAGUGGACUGAAGCUUAUUGAGUUGGUUGUGAUUUCUGUCUUCACAGUAAAUGAGAACAGUUGCGGUUAUUGGAGGGGGGAUCGGGGGACUGGCAGCAUCUUACUACCUCUCCAAGGUCCCCCAAAUUACCAAGGUUGUUCUCUUGGAGUCAACUGGACGUUAUGGAGGUUGGUUGAGUUCUACCAGGACAUCGGAUGGAGCAGUAUUUGAACAUGGACCUCGAGGGAUUCGGCCAGUUGGACCUGCAGGACAUAACACACUCAACUUGGUGGAAGACUUGGACCUGACAAAGGAAAUUCUCCCGGUCACCUCCCAUCAUGUUGCUUCUAAGAACAGAUAUCUGUUUGUGAACAAACAGCUGUACAGGAUGCCUUCAGGAAUAAGUGGUGUUUUUCGGACAGUUCCACCCUUCUCGCGUCCUCUUAUCACCCAUGCUGUCAUGGAGAUGCUUAGGAAGAAAGGGAAUGGGGAAGAUGAGUCCAUCCAUUCCUUCGUUUCUCGGAGGCUGGGCAAAGAGUUGGCAGACAUCGUGGCUGACGCCUUUUGCCGAGGUGUGUUUGCGGGGGAUAGCAAGAAGUUGAGCAUCCAGGCUUGUUUCCCAUCUGUGUUCGAUGCAGAGCAGCGGGCAGGUUCUGUCAUCCUGGGCAUGCUGCUGGGCUCAGGUCCCUCUCCAGCAGUCUCCCCUGGCUCUUUAGCCCAGAGAGCCAUGAAAGAGUCCUGGGCCCAGUGGUCCCUGUCCCGAGGAAUGGAGGCUCUCCCAGAGGCCAUGACUGAUUACCUAGCUCAGGGUGGACGAGUGCAACUUCACAAACAAGCUCCCGUUAAGCACAUCUGUCCAUCCACCGGAUCACCUUCUUGGGAGAUCCAUGUGGAGGAUGAGACUGUAUUAGUGGACCACAUUGUCUCUGCAGUGCCAGCUAAAGUCCUGUCCUCAGUCCUGCCUUCCUGCUGUCAGCUGCUCAUUGAGCACCUGAGGCAGAUCUCCACAGUAACCGUAGCUGUGGUCAAUCUGGAGUACGAGGGCUCUGUAGUCCCUGCACCGGGAUUUGGUCAUCUGGUGCCAUCAUCAGAGGACCGGGGAGUCCUCGGAGUGGUCUAUGAUUCUCUUGUGUUCCCUCAACACAACAGACAAACUGGACAGACGACCAGAUUAACAGUGAUGAUGGGUGGGGCUUGGUUUCAGGAAGUAUUUGGGGAUCCAGACCAAGUACCUGUGGAACACCUUCGAACAGUAGCCACAAGGGCAGUUCAGUGUCAUCUGGGCAUUAGCACAAUGCCAAGUUGGAGUCAUGUGGCUGUACAGAAGGACUGCAUCCCUCAGUACCACGUGGGGCACCGGCACAGAGUCGAAUCCAUACGCAACUACAUCAGGACGAACCGACUCCCCCUCUCUCUUGUUGGUGCAUCUUAUGAAGGCGUGUCUGUCAGUGAUGUCAUCUUUAGUGGACGCACAGCUGUGGAAGAGCUGUGUGGAAGGAGACUUUGAUGGAGCAGAGACCACAGUGCUGACCCGAGUCCACGUGGAUCUGAUUCUGCAGAUUACCUUUUUUUAAAUAAAGGGCUCAUUUCUUUGUCUGC
Molecule: messenger RNA, 1803 nt
Organism: Thalassophryne amazonica
Lineage: Eukaryota; Metazoa; Chordata; Actinopteri; Batrachoidiformes; Batrachoididae
Gene: ppox
Product: protoporphyrinogen oxidase
Exons: 14
Coding region: 275-1711 (478 amino acids)
Biological process (GO): heme biosynthetic process
Cellular component (GO): mitochondrial inner membrane
Molecular function (GO): protoporphyrinogen oxidase activity, oxygen as acceptor
Source: RefSeq, a predicted model, not a curated record